AUGGUCUUCCGAGCCUUGCUGCUUCUCUGCCUCCUCUGGCCCCCAGGGAUGCAGUUUUUGAACAACUGUGCACCUGCCUAUUGCAGUGUGGGUUCCGCAGAGGCAGGAGGCGCUCCGCCUUGGCGACACGAGAGCGAGGCGCGGGGCGCCGAGCAGCCGGAUGUGGACGAAGCGAAAUUCGUCGCGUUCCCCUCAGAGCAGAGAUCGAUUGAAAGAAUUGCGAGGCGAGAUCCCGAGGCAAGAACGACGGGACAAGGUGUGCCCAAAGAACGCGCGAAAGAACUGUGUGCACAGGCGAACAAUGUACCGGCGUGCGUCCAGCAACAACUCAAUGAACCUGUCGCGCGGCGCGCAGGCCGCAAGAGGGCGGCCGUCAUUGGAGUCCUCGCUCAAGGCCCCGUCUCCCCUGCUGUCAUGGGACCUAACGGACACCCGCCAGAGGACGGAGAUCGUCUUCCUGAGGACGGUGGCCCGUCCUACGUCGCAGCCUCAUACGUCAAGUUUAUCGAAGCCAGUGGAAGCAAAGCCAUUCCCGUGCCUGCCUUUGCGACCGAAGAGGAGUACCGUCGGGUCUUUGACUCACUGGACGGUCUCAUUCUUCCCGGGGGAGAAGCCGCGAUUGACCGUGCCAAUGCCGCCUAUUACCGCGCGACGAAACUCUUGCUUGACUGGGCCAAGGAGGCAAACGACGCAGGUCGGUACUUUCCUGUCGUUGGCAUCUGCUUAGGUUUUGAAGCGAUGCUCAUUUGGGGCAGUGAAGGUCGAUUUGACUAUUUUUCCGUCGACGACUAUCGGAACGUCGAUCGGGCGAGGCGCCUGAAGCUCCUUCCAGACGCGUUUCAGUCUCGCCUUUUCGGCGGGCCAGGCUUUCCGUGGUCUCAGGAGCGUCCGUCGCUGUCCGCGUCCUAUGAGGGCCCGCCCGACUCGAGUGUGGACAAGGAGGCCACGUCUCCCGCUCGUGGCGGCGCAACUCUCGUUCCCGAAAGCGAUGCCCGGUUCAACGCUGUAAACCCGAUGGGACUGUCCGAGGGGUCGGCUGGAGACUUCCGUGGCGACCGCGGUCGCGCACCGACGCGACGGCUGCUGUUUCUCCACAGAGAAAGGACUGGAUCUCCCGGCAGGGAGCCAAGCAGCUCAGAUAUUCCGCUUUUUUCCGGUGAAGGAAACAGAGAGUUUGGGCAUGACACAGACGAUGACGAUGCUCUGGAGCAAGUGACAAACUCGAAAAGAGUUGCCUCGCUCCUGCAGGAGCAGCCGGCGUCUUACUUCCAUCACCAUCGCCGGAUGACGCGCGUCGAGUUCGAAACUGAUCCGCAUCUCAAGACGAAGUUCCAGCUCGUCGCCUCUGCCCUCGUCGGGGACGGAACGAACCCAGAUGGGAGCGACGAGAUCGUCGCAAUUGUCGAGGCCAAAGGGUAUCCUUUCUACGGCUUCCAGAGCCACCCGGAGAAGCCUCUGUUCGAACACUGCCCGUUCGCCCAGGUUCCUCAUGACAUGGUAUCCCGAAUGAUCUCACUCUACGUCGCAGCGUUUCUCGGAAGCGAGGCGAAUCAAUCAGAUCACCCAGUCGAGCCGUUGGAAAAAGAAUGGUACCAUCUGUUUGAACGCUACCCGGUGUACAGCACCUCGUCUCCAGACCAAAACUACGUUUUUGAGCAGGUGCACGUGUUUCCUGCAAUUCUUCGUGGAGAGUACAGUGCGGUGCAUCGAGUCUUUGGCAGGUCCGUGGUGGGUUGA
Molecule: messenger RNA, 1737 nt
Organism: Neospora caninum
Lineage: Eukaryota; Apicomplexa; Conoidasida; Eucoccidiorida; Sarcocystidae
Exons: 7
Coding region: 1-1737 (578 amino acids)
Biological process (GO): tetrahydrofolylpolyglutamate metabolic process
Cellular component (GO): vacuole
Molecular function (GO): gamma-glutamyl-peptidase activity
Source: RefSeq, a predicted model, not a curated record